UCCAUGCAAGCUGCAAAAAGCUUUGCUCAGUCGAGCAACAGCAUCAUUCGGAUUCUUCGGGGGUGAUUGGUUGUGUCCUGGUUCCCUGCAACUUUAAGCUCUGGUUUCGUUCGGUUUUGUACGAAGCUUGGCUACACAAAUUAGAUUGCUGGUCACGAAUUGAUUGCUUGGAUUGAUUUGCGAGGUAGAUGGUGAUGGCGCUCGCAACUACAGCAGCUGUUACGCUCCCCUCGUCUUCGUUUGUCCCACUUGCAUCUGGUGUCGGAUUAAGUCCUCAAGCUUUGUUUUUGCCCUCUCUUUCAUCAACGCUUUCGGGUAAGAGAAUUGGGUUGCGGAGCCGGAAGAGCUCCGGCGUAGUGGCCUCACAUCCCAGCUAUGGCAUACCGAGCUACGGCGCGCCUUUCCCUUACCAGACGCCUGGUGCUGUGAAGAAUCCCUCCGGAGGGUCGCGGCCGGCGGAGACGAUUCCCAAUCCCAGUUUCGGUGACAAGAGCAGGCCCGAUUUCCAGUGGAAUUAUCGUUCGCCUGCGGACUACUCAGCGCCCGUGAACUUUCAAACGCCCAGAGCUUACGGUGCCCCACAUGCAUACGGGCCAAGUAAGGCCGAGCUGGGAGAUUCAGGAGCCACGUUUGAGGAUAUUAAGAAAGCCGAGAAAGACGCAGUGGGAGGAGGGGAUGGAGGAGAUGGCGAUGGUGGCAGCGGUGGCAGUGGAGGCCGUGGGGAUGGCGAUGACGGAGCUGACGGAGAGGGCGCCAAGAAGAAGCUGGCUGGAUUAUCUUUGUCGCAGAAGUUGACGUUAGCGUAUGCGAUUCUAGUGGGAGUUGGAGGAAUUAUGGGAUAUGCCAAAUCUGGCAGCAAUAACUCACUGAUGGCUGGUGGAGGAUCAGCCCUUAUCCUAUAUUACGUCUUCAUGAAUCUGCCGACGAAACCUAUCAUGUCUUCAGUCAUCGGUCUCGGAAUAUCAGGCCUCCUGUUGUUCGUCAUGGGCUCUCGGUAUCAGGAGUCUGGAAAGGUUUUCCCUGCAGGAGUCGUCUCCUUGUACUCGUUGGUGAUGGCAGGCGGAUACAUCCAUGGAAUCAUGCGAGGGCAUUGACAGCUUAGAAUGAGAGGCGAUGCAAAGCGUCGUGCUUGCCUUCUUUCUACUUGUUAAUCAGAGCUCUUGUACAAUAGACCCCUCAGGACCAGUUUACUGGCUGGUUCCUAACGGAAUUUGCGUACAUUUGACAGCAGAUGUCCACUUUUACUGUACUUUUGUUUAAUGUGCGUAAAGCGCAGUACUUGUACACUUGAUUUUUUUAAAAUGGGCAAUCAAUUUUAGUUCUGUGUAACAACCUA
Molecule: messenger RNA, 1336 nt
Organism: Physcomitrium patens
Lineage: Eukaryota; Viridiplantae; Streptophyta; Bryopsida; Funariales; Funariaceae
Biological process (GO): fatty acid transport
Cellular component (GO): chloroplast inner membrane
Molecular function (GO): fatty acid transmembrane transporter activity
Source: RefSeq, a predicted model, not a curated record